AUGAGGAACGUUACGAUGGAUGCCUGGAAGGAGCUUGACUGGUCCAGCUGUAGCAAGACCGAUGGCAGGAUACUUUGUGCUAGCGUUGGAGGCGAUGAGGAUCUAGUAGGCCAUUACUUUGCCUCCCCCUUUGAGUUCGAUUUUCCCACUGUCUGGGAGGCUAUCGUCCACUACCUGAAGCCUACUCAAUGCUCAUAUCAAUGUCAUAGUUUACAGGAAGGGGAGCGUUUGGAGAUGAUUCGCCUCGGGACUACAGCAGGAAGAUGGGCUGGCAUUGACGUGGAUGGAGCUAGCGAAGAGAUGCUGCACGAAUUAGGUCGUCAAGCUCGCAUGCACCGACGAGAGCCGGACCAGGCGCGAGGAGACACUAAGUGGGUGCUCUCGGGGCCUACACCACUCAAUGUCCCUUGCAGUGAGGCAAGUGUGGAAGCGUCGGCCGUCACUCCGUCGGGUAACACCAUUCAAUGGGGCACAGUCAUGGGCUUCCGAACCACUUUGGAAAAAUUAAUAAGGCAUUAUACCCUGCUGGAUAGACCAGGCUUUGACGCAGAGACCGUUGAAGUAAAUUGCUGGCCUAGCGACGACGAUUUGAAAUAG
Gregarina niphandrodes is the source of this 597-nucleotide messenger RNA. RefSeq lists its product as hypothetical. NCBI's taxonomy places the organism in Eukaryota, Apicomplexa, Conoidasida, Eugregarinorida, Gregarinidae. The record is from RefSeq and is a predicted model, not a curated record. The coding region runs from base 1 to 597 and encodes 198 amino acids. The transcript has a single exon.